This is a messenger RNA of Colletotrichum graminicola M1.001, 654 nucleotides long. RefSeq names its product ERG2 and Sigma1 receptor like protein. The record is from RefSeq and is a predicted model, not a curated record. The transcript is spliced from 2 exons. Bases 1 to 654 code for a protein of 217 amino acids. Lineage: Eukaryota; Fungi; Ascomycota; Sordariomycetes; Glomerellales; Glomerellaceae. Gene Ontology annotation, cellular component: endoplasmic reticulum. Gene Ontology annotation, biological process: ergosterol biosynthetic process.
AUGGCGUCCCUCAGCCGGUUGUUUACACUGGCGCUGUGGAUCGGUCUGCUGACGCCCAUCUACAUGUUCCUCGAGAAAAACCUGGAGAAGUUCUACAUCUUCGACCACCAGCACCUGCAUGACCUCUCCAAGCGUGCCAUUGCAGCGCACGGAAACGACACCCGGUCUGUCGUCAACUACAUCGUGACCGAGCUCAACGGCAUUAACCCCAAGCACGUCAACCUCGACGAGGAAUGGGUUUUUAACAACGCCGGCGGUGCUAUGGGCGCCAUGUACAUCAUCCAUGCCAGCAUCACCGAGUACCUCAUUGUCUUUGGCACUGCCAUCGGGACCGAGGGUCACACUGGCCGCCACACCGCCGACGACUACUUCAACAUCCUCUACGGCACCCAGCUUGCCUACGUCCCCGGCGCCUACGAGGCUGAGGUCUACCCUCAGGGCACCGUCCACCACCUGCGCCGCGGCGACGUCAAGCAGUACAAGAUGGACGAAGGUUGCUUUGCCCUUGAGUACGCCCGCGGCUGGAUCCCACCCAUGCUUUUCUUUGGCUUUGCCGAUGGCUUGUCUAGCACUCUCGACUUCCCUACCCUGUGGAAGACCACGCGCAUUACUGGCCGCGAGAUGAUUGCCAACUUGCUUAAGGGCAAGUUCUAA